GGGGCUUUAGAGUACGGGUCUUCAUACAAAACCUAUUCAUUUGCCCGUAGAUCCUUCACGAAUUUACAGCUUAUGCCACUACCGCAUGGAAGCGGAGGCGGUUUCCUAUUUUGUAAUAGAAAGGGAACUGAGGCUCCUUUCAAAUUCGUUCAUUCCUAAAUUUCUUACAUUUGUCUGCGUUUACUCUCUCUCUCUCUCUCUCUCUCUCUCUCUGUGAAGCCGAUCCAGCAGAAAACACCAAAGAACUGAAAAAUCAAUUAAAAUUAAAUUAAAUUAAAUUAUUAAGCUUGAAUUUUGAUUUUCUGUCGGGAAAAAAAAAAUAAUUAUGGGACACGGACAUGGUGAUAAAGGUCGGCCCAGUAAAAAGCACAAAUCAUCUGCAAAGGAGGAGCAGAGGAUCACAAUGGUCGAUGAUGAAGAUGCAUAUUUGGGCAAUGAAGCCGACGAUGAUUUUCGUGAUGGUGAAGAAGGGAAAAAGAGGGACUUCAGCAAAUUAGAGUUGAAACCCGACCACGCCAAUCGGCCUUUGUGGGCUUGUGCUGAUGGCAGGAUUUUCCUUGAGACAUUCUCUCCAUUGUAUAAACAAGCUUAUGAUUUCCUCAUUGCCAUUGCCGAACCCGUUUGCAGGCCGGAAUCGAUGCAUGAGUAUAAUUUGACCCCUCACUCAUUGUAUGCCGCGGUGUCGGUUGGUCUAGAAACAGAAACAAUCAUUGCUGUUUUGAAUAAACUGUCCAAAACCAAACUUCCCAAAGAAAUGAUUGAUUUCAUACAUGGUUCUACUGCCAAUUACGGCAAAGUUAAGCUCGUGCUUAAGAAGAAUCGGUAUUUUGUUGAAUCCCCAUUUCCAGAGGUGUUAAAGAGAUUGCUUAAGGAUGAAAUUAUAUCUAAAUCACGGAUUAUCUCUGAGGGUUCAAAUGGAAAUGAUGGAUUUACUGUUAGCAAAGCUUUGGGUGAAACGGGAAAUGGUCAUGGUGAUUUGCUAAAUGAAGCUGAGUUGGUGGCUGCAGCUGAAGAAAAAGAAACUCACUCCUUUGAGAUUGAUCCUUCACAGGUUGAAAAUGUUAAACAACGUUGUCUGCCAAAUGCUUUAAAUUAUCCCAUGCUGGAGGAGUACGACUUCAGAAAUGAUACUGUCAAUCCUGACCUUGAUAUGGAACUGAAGCCACAAGCACAACCACGACCAUAUCAGGAGAAGAGCUUGAGUAAAAUGUUUGGAAAUGGUAGAGCAAGAUCUGGCAUUAUUGUGUUACCCUGUGGUGCUGGAAAAUCUCUAGUUGGUGUUUCUGCAGCCUCCCGAAUAAGAAAGAGCUGCCUUUGUUUAGCAACAAAUGCCGUAUCUGUGGAUCAGUGGGCUUUUCAGUUUAAGCUCUGGUCAACCAUCCGGGAUGAGCAAAUCUGUCGUUUCACAUCUGAUAGCAAAGAAAGAUUCCGUGGCAGUGCUGGGGUGGUUGUGACAACAUACAAUAUGGUUGCUUUUGGGGGUAAACGAUCUGAAGAAUCUGAAAAGAUCAUUGAAGAAAUAAGAAAUAGAGAAUGGGGAUUGCUUCUCAUGGAUGAGGUGCAUGUUGUUCCCGCUCACAUGUUUAGAAAGGUCAUCAGUAUAACAAAAUCUCACUGCAAACUUGGACUUACUGCCACACUUGUUCGAGAGGAUGAGAGGAUUACAGAUCUCAACUUCCUUAUUGGUCCCAAACUAUAUGAAGCAAACUGGUUGGAUUUGGUAAAGGGAGGAUUUAUUGCAAAUGUACAGUGUGCUGAAGUAUGGUGUCCAAUGACGAAGGAGUUUUUUGCUGAAUAUUUGAAGAAGGAAAACUCCAAGAAAAAACAGGCGCUUUAUGUGAUGAACCCUAACAAGUUUAGGGCAUGUGAGUUUCUCAUACGCUUUCAUGAACAGCAACGUGGUGAUAAGAUUAUUGUCUUUGCUGACAACCUCUUUGCACUCACGGAGUAUGCAAUGAAACUUCGCAAACCAAUGAUCUAUGGUGCUACCAGCCAUGUUGAGAGGACAAAAAUUCUUGAAGCUUUCAAAACUAGUCGGGACGUAAACACAAUUUUCCUGUCCAAGGUAGGUGAUAAUUCCAUAGAUAUUCCAGAGGCGAAUGUGAUAAUUCAGAUUUCAUCUCAUGCUGGUUCAAGACGUCAAGAAGCCCAACGUUUGGGUCGUAUUCUUAGGGCUAAGGGUAAGCUUCAGGAUAGGAUGGCUGGAGGCAAAGAGGAGUAUAAUGCGUUUUUUUAUUCCCUUGUGUCAACGGAUACCCAGGAAAUGUAUUAUUCAACGAAAAGGCAGCAGUUUUUGAUUGAUCAAGGUUAUAGCUUUAAGGUAAUAACAAGCUUGCCUCCACCUGAUUCAGGAGCUGAUUUGAGCUACCAUCGCCUUGAAGACCAACUGGCUCUUCUUUCGAAGGUAUUGAGUGCUGGUGAUGAUGCUGUUGGCUUGGAACAGUUAGAAGAAGAUGCAGAUGACAUAGCUCUUCAUAAAGCUCGUCGUUCCAUGGGAUCGAUGAGUGCAAUGUCUGGUGCCAAUGGGAUGGUUUACAUGGAGUACAGUACCGGACGAAAGCUUGCUGGCCAAGGGCAGCUUAAGAGUAAGCCUAAGGAUCCGGCCAAGCGGCAUUAUCUAUUCAAAAGACGAUAUGGUUGAGAUGAAAAUAAGAACUACGAGAUUCGAAGAUUCUGCUUCUGUAUGUAUCGUAAUGCGAUAAUGAGUAGGCUUCUGUAAGUUUCCAAGAAAUAAACAUGUUUCAGGAAUUACAGAAGUGCAAGAUUAGGCUGUUUGGCUGUUGUAUAUGCUUCAACAUUGUUCUUAUUAGCAAUCCAUGAUUUGCUAACUAAUCCAAAACUUUCAAAUUUUGUACUAAGUGUGCUGCUUUUAUCAUGCUGCUAUGUACUACGUUUCUUAAAUAUUGCAGCAAAUCCUCCUUGCUAUUUACUUUA
Ziziphus jujuba (common jujube) is the source of this 2934-nucleotide messenger RNA. Its product is annotated as general transcription and DNA repair factor IIH helicase subunit XPB1. Gene Ontology annotation, molecular function: hydrolase activity; DNA binding; ATP binding. The transcript has 20 exons. NCBI's taxonomy places the organism in Eukaryota, Viridiplantae, Streptophyta, Magnoliopsida, Rosales, Rhamnaceae. Gene Ontology annotation, biological process: transcription initiation at RNA polymerase II promoter; nucleotide-excision repair. Gene Ontology annotation, cellular component: transcription factor TFIIH holo complex; transcription preinitiation complex; nucleotide-excision repair factor 3 complex. Bases 326 to 2641 code for a protein of 771 amino acids. The record is from RefSeq and is a predicted model, not a curated record.